This is a messenger RNA of Dicrocoelium dendriticum, 1096 nucleotides long. The record is from the annotation of a GenBank genome assembly. Lineage: Eukaryota; Metazoa; Platyhelminthes; Trematoda; Plagiorchiida; Dicrocoeliidae.
GGGACUGCUGGGCAGGAAAAUGUGGGCAGUAAUUGGUUGGACAGGGUGCGAUGCGGUCUUUGUUUUAGACUUUCCAACAUCUCAUGCAGAUCUAUCAACUCCCGAUCCGGCGAUACGCAAAAGAAGGAACAUUCACUCGAUUAUCCUAUCGUUCCGGUCCCAACUGAACUUGAAUUUGAUUAAAUUGUUACCGCCAAAGCGUUUUUGCAGCUUACUGCCUCCUCGGUCUACUACGACCCACAUACGCCCAGGAUACGGAAGCCCUCAAAACCCUCAACUUGACGCAUACUAAAAUAUCCUCCUAUUUACGAUCAUGUUUCCGAUUUCUGCCGCACUCUUAUGAUGGAUAAUUCGACUAUUUCCUCUUCCUCGACACCGAUGCCUUCGGUAGAGGAAGAAGAGGAAAAUAAAUUCAAAUCUAAAUACCCUGGGUUGGACCAACGAGGUGUGGGGUCACUUAUGUUGCAGAAACGGCUUAAUCGUGGACACAAGUAUUUCGAUUCUGGUGACUAUAACAUGGCGAAGGCUAAGAUCCUGAAACAAAAACCGCAUGUACUUCCUGCACAGACUGAGGAGGCCAUUCUUCAUGAGUCAACUGGCGAUACGAUAGCCACCCCCGAUAGCGUUCCAGCCGUUCGGAAGAAAUCUGUGGUAGUCUCAGCUCCCGGAGAACCGCCUAACACAGCGAUACCAGGGACAACCGCCAAUUGCCCCCCAUCACCAACAAGUCAUCUAGUAUCUGACCCUGUAAACCAUACUCUAGCCACACAUCAAACAGUGCAGUAUUCGUCGUCAUAAGAAUUCAGGUCCCCGUCCAGCAUCGCUAUACCACAGGCUUGUUUUUCACUCAAGUCUGAAUCCGUUUACUCGUUACAUAUUUUUGUUGUCCAUCCAGUGUUCUUUUUCCAUCUUUUAAGGGCUUCGCCCGAUUGUUCCUCUUCCGCGCAUUUGCUUACAUCGUUCUUGCUUGUGGUGCUAUCGAUUUCCGUUGCUACUUUCAGUUGUGCACACGGCUUUGUUUCUUGCUGCAUUUUUGGCCGAUUAUGCCCUUCAACAUAGCUGUCUUGCAGUGCAUAAAGUGCUCCAAACGUCUGUC